UAUAUGUGUGUAUGUCUCUGCUACAUUCAUAGAACAUACAUAGAUUCAUUCACAAACACACACACACACAUAUAUGCAUAUGUAUACAUUCAUGCGUAAGGGCGAACAUUUAGUUGUACAGAUGUAUGUUAUCUGCUUAAUAUCUAUACACACAUGCAUAAACGCGUGCACAACAUAAUAUAAUUUUAAUACAUAAGAAUGUCACAUAGUACAAUACAAUAGAUGCAUGCUUGAGCGCAUACAUACAUACAUAUAGACAUAUAUACAUCCGUAUGAUAUGUAUACGUAUACAUACAGAUACACGCGCAAAUAUAUACGUUUGUAUAUAUAUAUGUAUGUAUAGUAUAUAUAUUGUAUAUACAUGUAUAGAUAAAAUGGUUGUGAAGUCGUAUGUUGGUGUGUGAAUAGGAGGUGCUUUUUUGGUGAGACACAAAAUCCCGGGAACCAUGAACAACCAACUUCUGUUGACCGUGCUGUCCUUCUCGACUGGGGCUGUGGCCCUGGUCACUCUGGCCCUUGCUGUGGCCACAGAUUCCUGGCUUUACACAGAAGAGGCGAUUGACUAUGUGUUGGAAAAUGUCACAAUAGUAUACGUGGUCAGAACACAUUCUGGACUUUGGAGGGUUUGUACAAUCAACGAAUUCAGUCCAUCAUAUUGUGCUAACAUUGACUACUACAGACAAAGUUAUGACAGAGUGGAGCAAGCCAGUACUUCCAUGGCCAUCAUUCGAGCCAUCCGUUUGUCUGCACCAUAUCCAGUUUUUGCUCUCAUCAUGAUCGUGGUGGCUGCCAUAACCAGUGUGAUUGGUAACAUUAAGACCGACGUGAAAACUUUAUUCGGUGCCAUUAUUUAUGUUUUCUCAGGUCUGGCUUUGUCAGUUGGCAUCAUUCUCUACAUAUCAGCUGUCAACGAUGAGGUGGGACAUCGAGCCAAGAUCAUUGGUGUCCAAGGCCCAAAGUUUGCCUACUUCUAUGGCUGGUCGUUCUUCUUUGCCGGAGUGUCCUUCAUCACUGCCGAAAUGGCAGCUGUGUUUGGCAUCUCACUCUACCUGCUGCGCAACUCACACGUCGACGACAUUCUGCGCAUCAUCCCUGGCCUCGAGGACAGGCUAGACAAAUUGAAUAAGCUCAACGGUUACCGCAACGACUAUGAGGACGACGAUGUCUAUGAGGAUGGUGAAAGCCACUAUGCUCGCACCCAGGGCAGGCAACUGCAGAAGCAACAAUCACAAGAACAACAGCAACAGCAACAACAACAACAACAGCAACAACAACAACAACAACACAGCAUUUAUCAAACUUUACAACAGAUACAGCAAGAGAAACAACAGCAACAACUUAGUCACUACCAAACAUUGCAACAAAUACAGCGCGAGAAACAACAGCAACAACAGCAACAGCAGCAUUGCCACUAUCAGACACUACAACAGAUUCAACGGGAAAAGCCACAGCAAAGUCAUUACCAAACCUUGCAAGAAAUAAAACAAGACAAACAACAGCAAGAAUGCCGUGAAAUGGAUGCUGAGAGUAACAUUUAUGCCACGUUGCGCCAUGCUGACGAGAUGAGGAAAGAUCCACGCGUCAUCAUUAGCGACUUUGAUUUCGGUGGCCCCAUCUAUGGUGAUAACGUGGACAGUGCCGCCCCUGUUGCAUCGGAUCUGGCCACCACCAUCAGCCCUGGCCUCGACACCUACGCUGAUCCAUAUGCACUCGAUGGUUCAAAGUAUACCAUUUACGGACGAGUAUCUCCAGCUAGUGCGGGCGGGGAGGGGGCGGGCGUGGCAGCUGCGUCAUCGACGUCUUUUCCUGCAAUUGUUACUCUUGAACUGUGUGUGAAGCUAUUUAUUUGCUCAGGAGCCGAGAUGGAGGGUAAAGUUAGAGACAGAGUCUCAGGUCUGAGAGACUUAAUAUCUCUGGAAGAAGGCCCCGUUGGCUGCCACAGCCUGGUUCCUGUCAUCUGUCAACCUUUUCAGCUCUGUCAGCUCUGUCCAGUCCUCAUAUCAGUACAGCUCUACUACAGGUCGUGCAUCAGCAAAAGCCCUCGACAUGCGCCACGCUGUGACGAGCCCCAUCUGGGUCCUUUGCAGAAUCAAGAUAAAUGA
Molecule: messenger RNA, 2102 nt
Organism: Octopus bimaculoides (California two-spot octopus)
Lineage: Eukaryota; Metazoa; Mollusca; Cephalopoda; Octopoda; Octopodidae
Biological process (GO): neurotransmitter receptor internalization; transmission of nerve impulse; neurotransmitter receptor transport, postsynaptic endosome to lysosome
Cellular component (GO): AMPA glutamate receptor complex; postsynaptic density membrane
Molecular function (GO): voltage-gated calcium channel activity; channel regulator activity
Source: RefSeq, a predicted model, not a curated record